Aureobasidium namibiae CBS 147.97 is the source of this 414-nucleotide messenger RNA. RefSeq lists its product as uncharacterized. The annotation marks the transcript as partial. NCBI's taxonomy places the organism in Eukaryota, Fungi, Ascomycota, Dothideomycetes, Dothideales, Saccotheciaceae. The record is from RefSeq and is a predicted model, not a curated record. The transcript has 2 exons.
AUGCGGUCGACAUUCUUCUUGGCUGCUGCCUCUCUCGGCUCUGGCCUCGCUUAUGCACAAUGUCAAGUCUAUGGCAUUGACAUCCAAAGUGGCGGCACAUAUUUCGAAAACAGCGAGUUGACUGUGCCAUUUUCUCUGGUGCAAGAAUUCUCGGGUUGUGACAAUGAUACCGCCAACAACAUCCUCGUAGAUCCCAACGGCGAUCAAUACGAAUGCACAGAUACACCCUUGACUCCAGACUACACCCCAGAAACCGUGACCUGCAGCGACUGGCCCCAAGACAAACUCUACAGCGGCGAUUGGUCUCUAGUCGUCAUCUCCAACAACGGCGAUGCCGACCCCAUUGCUUACCAACGAGACUUUGCGCUUGACGUCGGUGUUCCCUCAACCACAACCAUUACUCCUACAGUCACA